AUGCUGAUCGAGGAACUCGAGAGCCUGCGGGACAGCAUCCGCUCACUGAAACUGGACAUGUUGCGAGCUACCAUACGUGGAGAAUCAGUCCCUGAGGUCUUCCCCCAUGAACUGACAUACAAGUGUCUCGUAUCCGGAAUUCGACAUCAUGAUGGCUUUGCUGAUGAAAUCAGAGGCAAAUCGGGACAUCAUUCCAUCGAAAGAGCUUUUAACGCUAGGAAUAUCAUGAGUGGCCGAGUUCCUGUGAUGGAGAAGCCAGAAGACAUCCCGUAUUGCUUCUGGAACCCUGAUGUUCCCGGUCAAGACAUUCUGCGGCGACUCUUGGAGGACCAUCCUACAGUUUUGAUGCGUUACCAAGUUGGCCGUGCUUGUGCGGUUGGAGGUCAUGUGGAGCUCUACAAGGAGCUCGAUAUUCUUCCUGAUGUCUCCAUCGCGGAAGAGGCUCGGGACAAUUUACCUGUCUCGCAGGAAAUUUACGAACUAGUGAUGGAUGCACCGAUCCUCUACCAGGUCAUGGACGAUUACAAUCUCUGUCUGUUCGACAAGCCUCAGGUCGGAGCCUGCCUCAACGGAGGCACCUGCGUGCGGUCGACGCUGGAUGAGAGACAACCAAUUCACUACGAAAUAUUCCCUCCGCCAUUUGAUAUCACCGAAGACUGGUGUCUCGGAGCUAGUGGAAAGCGUUUGGAAGAAAGACCCAUCCCAACCAACACCCUUAGUCUCCUCUACACCCCAUUGCCACGGCAUUUACCCACCGUUGACAAGGAUAUACUCAUUCUCAUGGCUGCUUAUACUGGAAAUAUCGACCGCUACGCCCGACUACGAAGGCCUCGCACUAUUAAUGGUGAGAUGCAGUGCAUAGUCCGUGGUAUCUACCACAACACCUUCUUUGCCAGGUGGUGCUAUAACCAGCCACACCUAGCUGUGCUCCGAAAGUUUGUCCAUGCACGAUUCAUUAUGAACGACGACCUCACCUGGUUCAACCAUAACCAGCCAAUUUCAAAGGACGACCUGCCGCGCGUCAUCUGGUACCCCCAGCACGUAGAUCCAACAACCUACAUAGAGCUAUUGCGCCUCUUGCCUGAAUUAAAGCAAAUGGUCGCUCAAGCACUUGUUGUAUGCAACGAACCAAAUGACUUCUUAUGUCUUGAGUCAGAACUCACGCCUGAGAUAUACGGAGAGAUCACAAACGGGGUUCGCUCACCACUGUUGCGUGAGUUCAUCGAUCAGCGGGUGACGUAUGAAGAGGAGGAGAAGCUAGCAGACUGGACAGAACUUUUACAUGAUUGCCAUGAUAUAGCGCCUUACGAUCACUUAGUGUCAAAGGAAAUGAAGCCUCAUUUCACACGUGCUCUUGAAGAGCUCACUCUUGACGACGUUGGUUUCGAGAACAGAAGAGCCUACCCGCCGGAUGUGAAGGACGCUAGGGACUUGAUGCGGUACAUUUCAGCGUUUCCCCAUAAACCUAGGGAUCAUUAUCGAGAGGAGCAGGAAAGGGAUAUAUGA
Molecule: messenger RNA, 1506 nt
Organism: Fusarium fujikuroi IMI 58289
Lineage: Eukaryota; Fungi; Ascomycota; Sordariomycetes; Hypocreales; Nectriaceae
Exons: 1
Coding region: 1-1506 (501 amino acids)
Source: RefSeq, a predicted model, not a curated record